AUGGAUUUUGGAUGUUGGAGAAGCAACGAUUGGAACAGUCUUGACUGCCUUAUUUUAUUUCUUAACCACACAACUAACUGCAUAAUUAUUUGUUUUAUCGACGUGGUAACACGAGAAGAGUGAAAUGUUUUAUCUCGUUUCGGUACAAGGUUGAGUGUUAUAUUUGAAAGUUAAUAAGCUAGUGACUAUAUAGUGAAGACUGCACGUUACCAAGCAGUGGCUGAUGGUUAACAUGAAAAAAGUCAAACCAAAGCAAGAAAUAGAGCAGAAAAAAAAGGUUGAAGAAACAAACUGUGCUGAAGUUUAUGAAGAAUUUGUGGCAUCAUUUGAAGGAGCAGCAUCAAAAGGAAAAACAUUUGUGCGAGGAAAUGUUGUUAACCCUGGGGAAUCAGAAGAAGCGACAUCUGAAAAGGCAGGACAACUUUACACUUUGAAAGCUAAUAUUUCACAAGAUACCACAGUCAAACCAGCUUUCUCUUCCAAAACAAAGGAGACAUUAAAGAAACGAAAAGAAAAAGAAAAAAAGAAGAGCAAUCUUGAACUUUUUAAGGAAGAAUUGAAAAAACAACAAGAAGAAAGAGAACUUCGUCAUAAAUUAAAAAAAGGAGAACUUGAUGAUAUACCAAGAGAUGUUUUUGACAAUUUUCCAACUCUGUUAUCAGCUCCACCUAAAGAGGAGCCAUAUACGUAUGGAUCUUAUGAUACUGGUGAUCCUAACACAACAAACCUUUAUAUUGGAAACAUAAGUCCUGAGAUGAAUGAAGAACAAUUAAUGAAAUUAUUUGGUCAGUUUGGACCAUUGGCCAGCGUUAAGAUUAUGUGGCCAAGAACUGAGGAAGAAAAAUCUCGAAACAGGAAUUGUGGUUUUGUUGCUUUCAUGAAAAGAAAAGAUGGAGAUAAGGCACUUAGUGCUUUAAAAGGCAAAGAAAUCCAGGGAUAUGAGAUGAAACUUGGGUGGGGUAAAGCAGUACCUAUCCCUCCACAUCCCAUUUAUAUCCCUCCAGAAAUGCAAGAGGCUAAUAAGCCACCCCCACCCUCAGGCCUGCCGUUUAACGCCCAACCUGGGAAAGUGGAAGAUUCGGAGCAUGAUGAUACACCGGAGUUAUUUGAUAUGAACGGCAUCAGUAACAAGACUCUAGCCAACGCGGUUGUCAAAGUUGUUAUCCCGACAGAAAGGCCAAUUCUUCAUCUUAUCCAUCGAACCAUCGAAUUUGUGAUUUUGGAAGGACCAAUUUUUGAGGCGAUGAUUAUGAACCGGGAACUCAAUAAUCCACAAUUCAGGUUUAUGUUUGACAACCAAAGCCCGGAACAUAUUUACUACAGAUGGAAGUUAUUUUCAAUACUCCAGGGUGACAGUCAAACAAAAUGGAAGACGAAGCAAUUUCGAAUGUUCAAAAAUGGUUCGGUUUGGAGACCUCCCAACUGUACCUCGUAUUUAGGAGAAAAUGCCGACGAACAGGAGGAUGUAAAAGAAGAAAUCAAGAGAGAAAAGAAACCAUUGACUGAAGCAAAACCCGCCUCAAAACCAUCAAGAAAAGGACUGCUGAGUGACAGACAACGAGACAAACUUGAAAACAUGUUACGAGAAUUGAUAUCAGAAAGAAGUAAGAUUGCAGAAUGUAUGAGAUGGUGUAUUGAUCACGCUGAAGCAGCUGAUGAGAUUUCGGACUGCAUGUCGGAAUCUCUAUCAAUUCUUGAAACUCCGCUGACGGUGAAAAUUGCCAGACUCUAUGCUGUGUCUGAUGUCCUCUAUAACUGCACCGCCAAAGUUCGCAAUGCUUCAUUCUAUCGAAAGAGUUUUGAAACAAAGUUACCUGAAAUAUUUCAAAAUCUAAAUGAAACAUUCCAAGCAGUGAAAACACGAAUGAAGGCUGAACAGUUUCGGAAACAAGUCUUAAAAUGUUUGGCUGCGUGGACCUCUUGGGCAAUUUAUCCGCCUGAUUUUUUAGUAAAUCUUCAAAACAUCUUCCUUGGACAGUCACAGAAAAGCGUCACUGAUCAGUUUAUUGUAAAUCGUAACCGCAACAUAUUUGACAUCAAGAGUACGGAUCGCGAUGAUGACGAUGAUAUUGUAAUAUCAGAUAUUGAUGGCUUUCCUUUGCGAAAAGAUUCAUCUGAUCCAUUGACUGAUCUUGAUGGAAUACCAAUGGAUGAUAUUGAUGGCAAACCAAUGAAGACAGUGUCCCCCACUCACAUUCCAUCGAAAUGGGACCAUCCUGCAGAACUUGCGUCGAAAUGGGAUGGCAGUGAAACAGAAUCAAAAUGGGAGAGGGUUAAAGAGCAAACAAACACGAGCGAGGUUUCAAAAGAAAUCUCAGUUGAUGCGGCAAAAAGUGUAAAAGAUAUCGAUGAAGAUAAACGAAAAAGAUUACGAGAAGUUGAAAUUAAGGUGGCGAAAUACGCAGAUAAAUUAGAAUCAAGUGGCAAAGAAUCUCCAAGUAGUAUUAAAGAAAAAGUAGAACAAUUUAGACAACAGCUUUUAGAGGAAAAUGAGCCCCGUAAGUCUAAGAAAAAGAAACGUCAUUUAUCUCCUGCUGAAGAAUCUUCCAAGAAACGAAAAUCUCGAAGUCGUUCAAGUAGUCCUUCACGUCAUCGUCGUUCUUCAUCGUCAUCGUCAAGUCCAUCUCCUUCUGCAUUGACUAAAUCUCUGCAGUCGCUGAAGAGUUAUAACUCGCCCGCUUCAUCCCCACACUCCCGACAGCGUUCUCCUUCGCCGUCAACGGAGAAGAGACGGCGCGAUAGCUCGCCAAGAAAAAAAUCCUCGAAGAAAAAGCGAUCAAGAUCGAAAUCUCCAAAGAGCAGUAAAAAAACUAAACGAAAAGAUAGAAGUCGAAGUCGGAGUCCUCCAGCCAGCAAGAGUUCCAAGAAACCUAAAUGACAUGCAUUUCAAAGAACUAGUGCUUAAAUCAUCUGAGAUCUUGGAACGCUUCUAUCCAUGCUGUCGUUACAUUCAAUGCUCGCAAUAAUUGUCAUUGAAAAAAUGAAGUUCAUGAACGUUCCGAUGCUUUUCACAAACGUGAAGUGAAUAACAAGUGUCCAAAAAACCUACUCGUAUAUAAGAUACAGUGCUGUAUUUUACAUACAUUCAGAUGACUUUCUUUCGCGUGGAAAUCAGCGACGUCAUUCCUUUCAUUCAAACUGAAGGCCCUAGUUUUUAGCAUCUAAUAGCCUAGCAGGAUUGGAAUGCAUUAUGACAAAAUAUAUAUCGCUUUGCGAUCUUGGAGGACAAUGAUUUAUUGGUGUAUUGAGAAGGGGCUCAAUCAACGUCAUAAAACUUCAGGGUUACAUAGUGACAAUGUUUUUAUCCACGUUGAUUUUGAUAAAUAACCUUUUUUACUCAAUUUUGCCUGUUGAAAAGCAGUCAUUCUGUCAAACUUCGACUUUUUUUAAUUUUUUUCAGCACAUAUUUAUGAUAACAGAGAGCUCCUCUUUGAUAAAUACACUUCUGAAAUAACUACUGACGUGUAGAUUAUUCAUCUUUACACUUGUACAUCAUAUGUAUUAAAGAUAUAGAACUAGAAACGAGAAAUUAUACUAUUUGAUA
Dendronephthya gigantea is the source of this 3544-nucleotide messenger RNA. RefSeq names its product U2 snRNP-associated SURP motif-containing protein-like. Bases 224 to 2878 code for a protein of 884 amino acids. Gene Ontology annotation, cellular component: nucleus. Gene Ontology annotation, molecular function: RNA binding. The transcript is spliced from 23 exons. The record is from RefSeq and is a predicted model, not a curated record. NCBI's taxonomy places the organism in Eukaryota, Metazoa, Cnidaria, Anthozoa, Malacalcyonacea, Nephtheidae. Gene Ontology annotation, biological process: RNA processing.